This is a messenger RNA of Myotis daubentonii (Daubenton's bat), 2647 nucleotides long. It is a transcript of the gene DDX59, whose product is annotated as DEAD-box helicase 59. The record is from RefSeq and is a predicted model, not a curated record. Gene Ontology annotation, molecular function: nucleic acid binding; RNA helicase activity; ATP binding. Gene Ontology annotation, cellular component: cytosol. NCBI's taxonomy places the organism in Eukaryota, Metazoa, Chordata, Mammalia, Chiroptera, Vespertilionidae.
GGCUCUAGGGCGCGGCCCCUCCCAAAACCCGGGGAUGUAGACCGCGCUCCGCACGCCCCUCCCAGCAGCGGUGAAGCCGAGCCUGUGGGCAGGAAGCCCGACCCAGCGCUUGAGGAGCUGCGGGCGACGCGGCGGGCUGGCGGCUCGGGCCUCCGACUCUCUAGACCCCGACGCUAGGGCGUGGCGGUAGGAGGGGCCCGCCGGGCCCGCCAGAAGAUCGAAGGAUGUUUGUCCCGAGGUCUCUCAAAGUCAAGAGGAACGCCCCCGACGGAGGCCAAGGCUGCGUGGCCAAGAAAGCGAGACCAGAAGCCGACGUGGUGCGGUGGGAUGAGGGGAGUGGGCCCCCGGCGGGCGCCGUCCCUACAGGAGACGCCGCAGCUGCCCACAGGCCACAGGCGGGGCCCGAGCCGGGCGCCCGGGACAGCCUUCCCUCCGACGAGCCUGUCAAGUCCUUUUCGAAACUGCAGCGCGCGGCGGAGCCCGGGGAGCCCGAGUGCGUCGUCUGCGGCCGUUACGGCGAGUACAUCUGCGACGAGACGGACGAAGACGUGUGCAGCUUGGAGUGCAAAGCGAAACAUCUCCUGCAGGUGAAGGAAAAGGAAGAGAGGUCGGCGCUCAGCGGCCCGCCCUACGUCUACCAGGAGCACCCCUUCAUCGCCAGCCUCGGGGAGGACCAGGUCGAGAACCUCAGACACCAGCUGGGCAUCUGCGUCCAGGGGCGGGCUGUCGCCAGGCCCAUCGUGGGCUUCGAGCACUGCGCCUUCCCCGAGACCCUGAGCCUCAACCUGACGGCGGCCGGCUACGAGGUGCCCACCCCCAUCCAGAUGCAGAUGACUCCCGUGGGCCUCCUGGGGCGGGACAUCCUGGCCAGCGCGGACACGGGCUCCGGGAAGACGGCUGCCUUCCUCCUGCCCGUCAUCAUGCGCGCUCUGCUCGAGGGCACGUGUCCGUCCGCGCUCAUCCUCACCCCAACGAGAGAGCUGGCCAUUCAGAUAGAGAGACAAGCCAAAGAGCUGAUGAAGGGCCUGCCGCGCAUGAAGACCGCGCUGCUGGUGGGGGGCCUUCCCUUGCCGCCCCAGCUGCACCGUCUGCGGCAGCACGUCAAGGUCGUCAUAGCGACCCCGGGCCGCCUCCUGGACAUCCUGAAGCAGGGCUCCGUCCAGCUCCGCGGCGUGAAGAUAGCGGUUGUAGAUGAAGCCGACACCAUGUUGAAGAUGGGCUUUCAGCAGCAGGUGCUGGACGUCCUGGAGCACGUCCCCCACGACUGUCAGACCGUCCUGGUCUCGGCCACGAUCCCCGCCAGCAUCGAGCAGCUGGCGGGCCAGCUCCUGCGGGACCCCGUGCGGAUCACGGCCGGAGAGAAGAACCGGCCCUGCCCCCACGUGCGGCAGAUCGUGCUGUGGGUGGAGGAGCCCGCCAAGAAGAAGAAGCUGUUUGAGAUCCUGAACGAUAAGAAACUCUUCCAGCCGCCCGUGCUGGUGUUUGUGGACUGCAGGCUCGGGGCGGACCUGCUGAGCGAGGCCGUGCAGAAGGUCACGGGCCUGAGGAGCGUGUCCAUGCACUCGGAGAAGCCGCAGGCGGAGCGGAGGAGCAUCCUGGAGGGCUUGCUCGGCGGAGCCCAUGAGGUGGUGGUGAGCACGGGCGUCCUGGGACGAGGGCUGGACCUGGUCAGCGUCAGGCUGGUCGUGAACUUCGACAUGCCCUCGAGCAUGGACGAGUACGUGCACCAGGUGCGUCUCUCCCCUUUGCUGCCAGAGACGCCGACCGGCAGCUCUCCUUUCGGCCGGACACAGAGCCUCCUCUGAGCUGUUAUCUCCCCGGCGCUGCUGGCUUCCUUCUCCGGAGUCACUUACCGGCCCUGCGAGGAGGCCUUUCUCCGGUGCUCGCAGAGGCCCCUGGGGGCCACCUCCCCCCGGGCGCCCAGGAGGCUGCAGGCCGGACGCGGUCCUCUGCCUGGUGCUCGGGCUCAGUGACACGGCAGCACCCCCACCCCCGCCGCCCCCUGCUUGUCAGAGAGCUGACGAUGGCCCAGGAGGCCGUUUUCAAAUAACCGAGGCUCAUUUCCUUCCAGACGUGGAGUCGUGUUGUGUGGGAAUCUUUCUAACAUUUUAAAAUAUGUAAGAGGCGCCAGCAGGUGUGGCUCAGUGGUUGAGCACCGACCUCUGAACCAGGAGGUCACGGUUCCAUUCCUGCUCAGGGCACGUGCCCGGGUUGCGGGCUCGAUCCCCAGUGUGGGGCGUGCAGGAGGCAGCUGAUCCAUGAUUCUCUCUCUCUCUCCCUCUCCCUUCCUCUCUGAGAUCAAUAAUAAAAUAUAUUUAAGAAAAUGAAAUAAAAUAGGUAAGAAGCUGCUCUGCGUCCUGAGCAGAGGGUGCUGCUAGAACGCCCGAACCUUUCCUCUGGUCCCAAGGUCAGUCCUCUGCGUUCAUUACUCGCGGAGCAGAGCGCAGUCACACCGCGAUGGCCGCCCGCCGUCAGGGUGGCUCAGACCGUGCUCCUCUGUCUGUCUCCGUCCUUGGAGCACACGUGCACACAGGGACAAGGAACACGAAUGAGUAAGCCCUCACCUUGGAGUGGUCACCUGAGUUCACGGUGCAGAAAUGCACAUGCACAUGUGUGCCUAUGUGUGCAUAUACACAUAGGUGUUUGG